This is a messenger RNA of Astyanax mexicanus (Mexican tetra), 7446 nucleotides long. Its product is annotated as eukaryotic translation initiation factor 4 gamma 1. Gene Ontology annotation, cellular component: eukaryotic translation initiation factor 4F complex. Lineage: Eukaryota; Metazoa; Chordata; Actinopteri; Characiformes; Acestrorhamphidae. Gene Ontology annotation, molecular function: translation initiation factor activity; protein binding; mRNA binding. The record is from RefSeq and is a predicted model, not a curated record. The transcript is spliced from 33 exons. The coding region runs from base 486 to 5897 and encodes 1803 amino acids.
GGUUUCCGGUAGGAAGGAUUGUGUCCGGCCCUGCGGACUGAAGGAGAGUGAAUCGCCAUCUCUGAUCUGCUUCAGUUUGGAGUUACAUUGUAUCUUCUAGCCGGACACAGAUACCGCUUACCCUUUGAUCUCUGAUCUCUCGCUCUGCGGCUGCGGGAUUCAGCCUCCUGAGGGUUCACUCAGGCGUGCUGCAGUUUAUGAGGGAGAGUGUGUGAGAGUGAGAGAGUGUGUGUGUGAGAAAGCUCUCAGCUCAGCUCAGCUCUUUGCCUGGUGACUACUGGAUUCUGGCUUUUGGAUUGAGGGACAGCAGGAGAUCAUUAACUACUACUGCUCUCAGAUAUCCAGGACAAACAAGGGCCCAGAUCCUUCAACCCAAGCUGACAGACGGCUGGAGCAGCAGAACGCAGCGUCCCACCUCUGGGACCACCACGAUCAAUAAGACAUUUCUCAACAGAUGGGUGAGCCUCAAUGCAGAGCCAGAUGAAAUGAAUAAAGCACCACAGUCUCUGACAGGACCCCCCUCCACCUCCCCUCACCCCUCUGUCCCCCUUCCUGCCCCAUCCCCAGGCCUGUCCCAGCCAAAUUUUCCACCCACUCAGCCCCCAUCCGUGGUGUUUGCCACGCCCCCUCCACAGAUGAAUCCCUCAGCCCAACCCCGACAGUUUUCCACAGGUGCUAGAGCUUUACACCAACAGGGAGGAUUCAGGUCACUGCAGCAGUACUAUGCUCCUCGACCCACGUUACCCGCAAACUCUGCCCGCGUCCAGCAGAGUUCUGCCCCCCGACCUAUUCCCCCACCACAUGGGACACACCCCCCUCAUGUGUUCCAGACUAGUUCCCAGAUGAUGAUGAUCCCACAGCAGUCAAUAAGUUUCCCUAACCAACAGGGUGCCGCCGCCUACUACAUACAUGGACAGUCUCUCCCCCAGUACCGCCCCUCGUACGUGGCCCCCCAGCAGUACCAGGUCGCCGGUUCCCCGGGAUUUUACCCUGGAACGAGCCCAGCUGAGUACGCUGGAGCUUACUACUCCGCCCAGCCCCAGUUUACACCCCCGGUGCCUGCUGCACCCGUUAUCAUGAACCCUGCGCCCCAGCAACCACAACCUCCACCUCCACAACAGCAGGCACCCCCCACCAAACGGGAACGCAAACAGAUAAGGAUAAGAGACCCUAAUCGAGGCGGUCGAGACAUCACAGAGGAGAUCAUGUCAGGAGGCCGCAGCGCCACCACACCCACACCCCCACAGGCGGGACUCUCUGGUUUGGAGACUGGAGCUGCCACCCAGUCUAAUGGUGAGAAUGCCACCGCUGCUGCCAUGACCUCCAGAACAGAUGAGAGGGUAAAGCCUGUAGUGUCUUUAGAGUUUCCCAUUCCUCCUGGAGAAAGCCCUAUUCCAGACUCUCCACCCACUCCUCCUCCCACCAGUCCAAUCAGCGACACAGUCGAUGCCCCGCCCCCUGCUCCUGCUGACGAAUCCCACAUUGGUGCUAUGGAGAAGGCCACUCUCGCCAUGCUACCUAAAGACGUAAACCUGUCCUCGAACGGUUCAGCCUAUAAAGGGGCAGAGCCUGGUAAGGUGCACCUUGCUGUCCCCACCUCACAGGUGGAGCCGGCAGUCGAGUCUCCAAUCGCGCAGCCGGAGGAGCUGCAGCUGUAUAACGGUGUAUCGGUGCCGCAGGCGCAGCAGUGUGCCCCCUUAGAGCGAGCUGCCGAAAGAGACGUCAGCCCAUUAGCUGAGCCCGACGUCACCAAGGAAGCUCCACUUGUUUCAGACAAAAGCUCCUCUAGGACUAUCAAAGCCACUCCGCCAGGUGUUGUUAAGGAUACUCUAACUUCGGUAGUUAAGGAGACACCAACUCCAGGUAAGGAGAGUGUCCCUGUGGUUGCAAAGGAGAGCACAAAUCCAGUAGUCAAGGCGGUCGCCUCCACUGUUGUCAAGGAAGCACCUGCACUUGUUGUCAAAGAGACCCCUACCCAUGUUUUUAAGGAAGAUCCUGCCCCUGUUGUCAAGACAGCCCCUGCCCCUGUUGCCAAGGUGGAACUUGCUACGGUUGCCAAGGAGACCUCUGCCCCUCCUGCCAAGGAGGAGCCCGCCUCUGUUGCCAGGGAGGCCCCCAUCCCGGACGUCAAGGAAGCCCCCGUCCCCGUUGUCAAGGAGGCCUCUGUCCCCGUUGUUAAGGUCGCCUCUGUCCCCGUUGUCAAGGAGAUGCCUCCUCCGCCUGUGGUUGCCAAGGAACCCCCUGCACCAGUUGUCAAAGAGACCUCUAUUGCCAUGGAGACUCCUGUUGUAAAGGAGACGCCUCUACCGGUUGCUACGCAAACCACCGAACCUCUCCUCAAAGAUCCCCCUGUUCUCAAAGAGCCUUCUCCUGCUGCUAAGGAGACUCCAAAAUCAGUUGUCAAGGAAACCUCUGCCCCCGUGGAAACUGUGUCUGAUGCUGCUAAAGCCACUUCCCUGUCUUCGGAGGAGCGAGAGGACACCCCUCCACCUCAGACAACCGCCCCAGAGAUCACUAUGCAAGCUAUUUCUGUGCCAAAGAAGAAGAGGAAGAUUAAGGACCUCAAUAAGAAGGAGACCGGUGACCUCCUGGAUGCCUUUAAAGAGCCAACGCCCCCUCAGCCUGAGGCCACACCCCCUGCCAAGCCUGAGCGGGAGGAGCCUACCCCUGUGGCCCCGCCCCCUGUUGAGGAAGUAGACGAAACAUGGGAGGAAAAGGAGGAUAAACUUGAUGCUGAAAACAUCCAACCGCAAGGCUCUGCCCCUGCCACGCCCACCGAACAAAAAUACCAGUAUAAAGAAGAGCAGUGGAAGCCUCUGAACCCGGAGGAGAAGAAGAAAUAUGACCGUGAAUUCCUGCUGGGAUUUCAGUUCAUCAGCGCCAGCAUGAACAAACCAGAGGGGCUGCCGCACAUCAGCGACGUGGUGCUGGAUAAGGCUAAUAAGACCCCUCUGCGGCCGUUGGACCCCAGCAGGCUGCCCGGGAUGAACUGCGGGCCUGACUUCACCCCUUCAUUCGCCAACCUUGGCCGACAGCCUGCAGGAGGGGGCAGAGGACCGCCCCCCGGUAUGGGUGGUCCACGGCGCUCUGCUCAGGGUUCCCGUAAGGAGCCCCGUAAGAUCAUCGCCACAGUUUCUCUGAGUGACGAUGUUCAGCUGAACAAGGCUGAGAAGGCGUGGAAGCCGACGCUGAAGCGAGCGGGCCGUGCAGAAGACGAUGACCCCGAGACCAUACGGACACAGGAGCUUUUCCGCAGAGUCCGCAGCAUCUUAAACAAGCUCACUCCACAGAUGUUUCAGUCGCUGAUGAAACAAGUGACUGAGCUCACCAUCGACACAGAGGAGAGGCUGAAGGGCGUCAUCGACCUCAUCUUCGAGAAGGCCAUCUCUGAACCCAACUUCUCUGUAGCCUAUGCCAACAUGUGCCGCUGCCUUUUGGGGCUGAAAGUGCCUACCACUGAUAAGCCAGGAGUGACUGUGAACUUCAGAAAACUGUUGCUGAAUCGUUGUCAAAAAGAGUUUGAGAAGGACAAGGAUGACGACGAGAUCUUUGAGAAGAAACAGAAGGAGCUGGAUGCUGCCACAGUGGGGGAGGAGAAGCAGAGGCUGAAGGAAGAACUGGAGGAGGCAAAGGACAAGGCCAGACGCCGAUCGCUCGGCAACAUCAAGUUCAUCGGCGAGCUGUUCAAGCUGAAGAUGCUGACUGAGAACAUCAUGCAUGACUGCAUUGUCAAGUUGUUGAAGAACCACGAUGAGGAGAGCUUAGAGUGCCUCUGCAGACUGCUCUCCACCAUCGGCAAGGACCUUGACUUCGAGAAGGCCAAGCCCCGCAUGGAUCAGUAUUUCCACCAGAUGGAGAAGAUCAUUAAGGAGAGGAAGACCUCAUCAAGAAUUCGCUUCAUGCUGCAGGAUGUUAUCGACCUACGACGGUGUAACUGGGUUCCCAGGCGUGGGGAUCAGGGUCCUAAGACUAUUGAGCAGAUCCAUAAAGAGGCUGAGCUGGAGGAACACCGGGAGCAGGCUAAGGUCCAGCAGCAGCUCCUCUCUAAGAAGGAUGGGCGAGGAAGUGGUGGAGGAGGAGGAGGUGGUGGUGGAGGAGGUGGGGGUAUGGGUUCCCGUGGUGGUCCUCACACGCCUGGACCCCGUGACCGCCAGGGCCCUGACGAGGGCUGGAACACGGUCCCCAUCUCCACUAAAAACCGAACCAUCGAUGCCUCCCGCCUCAGCAAGAUCACCAAGCCAGCAGCAAUGGACUUUAAUAAUCAGCUUCUUGCCCCUGGGGGUAAAGGAACAUGGGGAAGCUGGGGUAAAGGAAGUAGUGGUGGGACUGGAGCCAAACCCAUUGAAGCUGCUCAGGACUCUGGUCGAACCAGCACUCUGAAUCGAUUCUCUGCUCUUCAGCAGUCUUCAUCCGUAUCCUCCUCUUCCAACCCUGAUUCAGACAGGAGAGUUCCUCAGAGGAACAGCUCGAGUCGUGAGCGUGGAGACCGGUUUGAGCGGAGGGACGAUCGUGGGCCUGACCGGCUGGACCGGAACCGGCCUGCUGUUACCAAGCGGAGCUUUAGCCGGGAGAAGGAUGAACGCGGAGGCGAGCGGGAGAGAGCGGCCGAGGCCGUGCGCCGCGUGGCCAGCAUGACUGACGAGCGGGACAGGGACCGAGAGAGGGAACGGGAACGAGAGAGGGAGAGACAGAGAGAAAGAGAGAGAGAGCGCAACAGCCGUGACCGAGCCCCCAGCAAGGAGAACGUGAGGAGAGAGCCUGCCCAAACUCCCCCACCUGCCCCAUCUAAACCCGCACUGAGCCCUGAGGAGCUCGAGAAGAAAUCUACAGCCAUCAUAGAGGAGUACCUACACAUCAACGACCUGAAGGAGGCGCUGCAGUGUGUGGUAGAGCUGAACUGCGCUGCUCUGCUGUGCAUCUUUGUACGGACGGGGAUUGAGUCGACGCUGGAGCGCAGCACCAUCGCCCGGGAGCACCUCGGCCUACUAUUUCACCAGCUCAUCAAAGCUGGAACACUAUCUACACAACAAUACUACAAGGGGCUUAUGGAGGUUUUGGAGGUGGCAGAAGACAUGGCCAUUGAUAUCCCUCAUAUCUGGGUGUACCUGGCUGAGCUGAUCACUCCUAUGCUGCAUGAGGGUGGAAUCCCGAUGGGUUCACUCUUUAGGGAAGUGGCGAAGCCUCUGACACCUAUUGAUAAAGCCGGAGAUUUACUGGCUCAAAUCCUCAACCUGCUCUGCAAAGGAAUGAGCGAUAAGAAGGUGGGAACUAUGUGGAGAGAGUCGGGGCUCAGUUGGAAGGACUUCCUACCAGAGGAUCAAGACGUCAACAAAUUUGUGACAGACAAGGGGGUUGAGUAUACUCUGGGCGAGGAGUGUGUGAAGAGUAGUGGCAGCAGCAGAAAAUCUCUGAGUACAGAAGAAAUCUCCAAACAGCUGGACGUGCUGCUGCAGGACAAGGCGGACAAUCAGCAGAUUUAUGACUGGGUGGAGGCUAACCUGGACGAGCAGCAGAUGUCGUCUAACACAUUUGUGAGAGCUUUGAUGACCAGUGUCUGUCAGAAUGCAAUCAUUUGUGAGAACCCAUAUAAAGUAGACGCUAAGGAGAUCUCCCAGAGGGCCAAGCUGCUCCAGCGUUAUAUUAAGGAUGAGCAGAAGGAGCUGCAGGCACUCUAUGCAUUACAGGGCCUGAUGGUACAGAUGGAGCAGCCACCUAAUCUGUUGCGGAUGUUCUUCGAUGUUCUGUACGAUGAGGACGUGAUCAAGGAGGAAGGCUUCUACAAGUGGGAGUCCAGCAAAGAUCCAGCCGAACAGCAGGGCAAGGGCGUCGCCCUUAAAUCUGUCACCGCCUUCUUCACCUGGCUGCGGGAGGCAGAGGACGAAUCGGACAACAGCUAAAUCUCCGGCUCCACCCACUCGAGGGAGGAGGACGAUAUCUGAGAGAAUGAUGUCUGUCUGAAUUGAGGGAGGUUCUGUCUGGAGAUGAAGAUGAGGGGAAAAUAACAAGCGAAACGAGAGAAACUUCUAGUGAAGGAUUCGAUUUAGAUUUUUUUUUUCUUCGGUUUAGUUUUUUUGUUUUGUGCUACCGAAUGUCUUUAUGAUCUGAAUUGCUGAUUUUUGGAAAGUUCGGUUGGAGAGAGGAUGAUAAGCCUUAGAAGCCGUGGGAGACUUUGUUCCGUUUUCGCUGUUCGAUUUGCUACUUCCAGUUUUUUUCGCUCCCGUUGACGUGGAAGAUGUUAGCGUCGCUAAACGGAGGAAAAAAAAAACAAUGACGAAGACUUCCGUUACGACGCCGCUGCGACAGUUAAGGACUCCUGAUUUAAGGAAAAAGCUGCUCAGAGUUCUAUUUUUUGAAUUCCUACAUGCACCGUGUUCGGACGCUCCGCACCCCGUUCUGUGUGGACGGAAUAAAACGGUAUAUCGCUCUUGCAGAGGGGAGCGAGGGCUGUAUACCAUUCUGCGAUUGUUUCUCUGCGUUUGAUUGGUUGAUGAACUUUUUGUUUGUUUUGUUUCCUCCACAAGUGUUAGAGGGUGAAUGAAGUGGAGUGUGUGGGUUUUUUUGUGUUUUUGUUAGUUUUUGUGUUUUUUGCAACAACAACAAAAAAAAACUGACCCAAAACCUUGAUUGGACAGUUGAAACUGUGGGGGGGGGUGUGGUCAAACCACUUCUUCUCCGGCUGGCUUCAAGGAAACCUGGGCGGGAAAGGGGUCGACUUUGAUGUUUAUUUGCUGCUGCUGGGGCGGGGCUUCACUCGUUACCCCAUAACCCGUCUGGUUUUACCUUUACUCUUCUUCACUUCGGAAACACAAUAAGAAGAAGAAAAAGAAGAAGAAAAUAAAAUAAAGACUAAAAGAACGGCGGGAAGGAGGAUUGGGGGGUUCGCUGACCUGCCGCCACCUGUUAGUGCAUUUUACAAAUAAGAAUCAAUACUAAAACUUGAACAUAUUUAGAGAGAUCAACUUUAAACAGAAAUGAUGAAAGUAUUAAAAGUAUAAAAGCCAAAAAAAAAAAAAUAAUAAAAUAGAUCAUGAAAUGAAAACAGUACGAAUCCUUAAAGGCCUUUUCAGCUACCUGGGGGUGGAAAUGCAUUUUAGGAGAGUCCUGUAAAUAAAUAUCCUUUUUUGUUUGUUUUUGUUUCUUUUACAUGAAUAAAAAUGCUUACUUUAAUGACAAUUUUUCCUUUUCUUUUAAUUUUUCUUUCCAUUUCUGUCUUUUCUCUCUCUCCGCCAGUCCUAUUUAUAUGCUGUUUGCCUCUCCGUGGUUUAGCUGCCCCGGCUUGUGUAAUUAUCCUCCUCGAGUUUCUUCAUUACAGCCUUUUUGUAAAUAUUUUCUUUUUUUGCUUUACUUUAUUAAGUAUUUAAUUAAGAGAAAUUAAUUGCUCUUUUCACAUCUGAAACUGGAAAAGAUAAUAAAGAACAUUGCAAUAAAAAAUGAAAAAAAGCUACA